Messenger RNA from Colletotrichum siamense, 666 nucleotides. It is a transcript of the gene napA-0, whose product is annotated as AP-1-like transcription factor napA. The coding region runs from base 1 to 666 and encodes 221 amino acids. The transcript has 3 exons. Gene Ontology annotation, cellular component: RNA polymerase II transcription regulator complex. Gene Ontology annotation, molecular function: transcription cis-regulatory region binding; DNA-binding transcription activator activity, RNA polymerase II-specific. NCBI's taxonomy places the organism in Eukaryota, Fungi, Ascomycota, Sordariomycetes, Glomerellales, Glomerellaceae. The record is from RefSeq and is a predicted model, not a curated record.
AUGAACAGUACAUCGCCCGAGAUUCCUCCCUAUACCAUGGCCACCGGCUUCCCGCCCAUGGGCCCGAAUAACACUGCCUAUGACCUCAUUGCCUCUCAGUUCGCAGCUCGUAUCGGUACGAACGAGAACGGCUACUGCACCCCGACAUCACUAUGGUCUUGCCCGCCGAGUCCCACAUCAAGCAUCGACACCAACAAGGCCGGCGACUCCCACGAUGACUGCAGCCACUCAUCAACGUCGGAAAGCUCCCUCGACAAGGCCUCUCAGAAGAGCAGACGCGCCAACAGAUACAAGAACUGCAGCGAGACCGUGCUUUCAAAACGACGCGCACAAAACCGGGCUAACCAGCGCGCGUACCGUAAGCGCAAGGAGCAACGCUUGGAGGAGCUCCAGCAGCAGAUCGACGAUAUGCACCAGAAGAACGACGCCCUUUGCUGCGCCUACAGGCUGCUGGCCAAUGAGUGCUGCCGCCUCCGCGCUGGCCAGGUGACUGAGCAGUCGUCAACAAACUGGAACAACAUGAACGGCGCCAACAACCUGAUUCUCGACAUGGCCGCGCUUAACGCCUACCGAACCACCAACCCCAUCGCGACUUCGAGCCCAGCCACCGAGUCAUAUAUGGAGUAUCCCGGCACUCCCGAACAACUGUGGAGCCCCUAUCCGUGA